AUGGACGACGAUGAGCCUAUGGAAGACGCCGAGGCCACGCGUGAGCCGCAAUUGCCCUUGUCUGAAGAUGAGAGGCAAGUCCUCGAACUAUACGACAAGCUGCAGCAGAUUGAUCUCGAGAUUGCCAUAAUCAAAGCUCAGAAGUCACAUCAAUCAAGUAUGCUACGGCGCUUUCGCUCACUGGCACCUCUAUCAAUGUGUUGCCUUGAGAUUUCACCGAGUGCUAAUGAGACGACAGCCCCGACAGACGACUCACCGGAAGCGCUGGCUGCCGCACAAGAGGCCCUUCUGCAGGCUCGGUCCCGGUACAAGCUCCGAAACGAUGCCGUCGAGCUCAUCAUGAUGGCAAGCCCCGUCCUCAACGCCGUUCACGGCGGCACAAAUGCCUCUCUCAUCGACCGCGACUUGCUUCCCUACAUUAUCAAGCGCGACGACGCCUCCGUCCAGGUAGCUCAAGGCGCCGCGCAGGCGCAGGACACACGCGACUCCCUCACCGAUGUGCAGGCGGAAACGCUGCGCGCGUGCCGGCGCAACGUUAACCUGACAAGCAAGCUGUUUGAGCUUGCGGCGCAGCUCAAGGAGCGCAAGGCCGUCGACUGGGAUGGCGGCGAGGAGGCGCUCCGGGUGCGCGACGAGAAGCGCAAGUGGCGCACGGUCAAGGGUGCCGCGAGCGGCAUCGUGGCCGGCAGCGGGGUGGAUUGGGCGUCGGAUGAGGCGCUACGCGACAUGGUGCUCGAUCCGGAAGAUGAUGAUUAG
Messenger RNA from Beauveria bassiana ARSEF 2860, 756 nucleotides. RefSeq lists its product as uncharacterized. The coding region runs from base 1 to 756 and encodes 251 amino acids. Gene Ontology annotation, biological process: kinetochore assembly. The transcript is spliced from 2 exons. Gene Ontology annotation, cellular component: kinetochore. The record is from RefSeq and is a predicted model, not a curated record. Lineage: Eukaryota; Fungi; Ascomycota; Sordariomycetes; Hypocreales; Cordycipitaceae.